Messenger RNA from Ectocarpus sp. CCAP 1310/34, 1726 nucleotides. The record is from the annotation of a GenBank genome assembly. Lineage: Eukaryota; Phaeophyceae; Ectocarpales; Ectocarpaceae.
AUGGCCGGAGGCCCCGCGGUGGCGGCCGGAGCAGCAUCAUCGGCGGCAGCUCCAGCGGCGAUGGCGGUGAUCUCUGGUGACAGUGUUCCCCCCGCGGCGGCGGCGGGGGGGAUGGCCGGAGGCCCCGCGGUGGCGGCCGGAGCAGCAUCAUCGGCGGCAGCUCCAGCGGCGAUGGCGGUGAUCUCUGGUGACAGUGUUCCCCCCGCGGCGGCGGCGGGGGGGAUGGCCGGAGGCCCCGCGGUGGCGGCCGGAGCAGCAUCAUCGGCGGCAGCUCCAGCGGCGAUGGCGGUGAUCUCUGGUGACAGUGUUCCCCCCGCGGCGGCGGCGGGGGGGAUGGCCGGAGGCCCCGCGGUGGCGGCCGGAGCAGCAUCAUCGGCGGCAGCUCCAGCGGCGAUGGCGGUGAUCUCUGGUGACAGUGUUCCCCCCGCGGCGGCGGCGGGGGGAAUGGCCGGGGUUCCCGUAGUGGGGGCAGGAGCGGCAGCAUUGGCGGCAGCUCCGGCGGCGACGGAGCAGCGGCAGCAUGAGCAUAUGACGGAGCCGGAGAGCAGGGUGGCGAGCGGAGCAGCGCGCAGCGCGGUGUUGGCGGAACUUGCGCGGAUGACGGGGGGGCCUUCGAGGGACGAGAUCAAGCGGUCUAUCGCCGAGCUUCUUGCACCGGGCGUGUCUGAGCCAGCCCUGCCGAUGGAGCUGGUGUGCGACCUGGAGACGCCUGAGACAUACGGGGAGGCGCACGCGGGGCCCCACCACCACAUCUGGACCAACGCCGAACGCAAGGAGUUUUUCGGGCUGAAUGCAGUGGGCACCUUCGAGGAGGGAGACGAGUUUGGGUAUGCUGUGCGUGGUAAGGCUAGGUUGGUAGCCCGUGGGUUUGCGCAGCGUGAGGGUGUUGACUUCUUUGAGACUUUCUCCCCGUGUCCUUCCAUCACGAGCAUUCGAUUGCUAGCCGCCAUUGCCUGUGUGUUAGAUUGGGACUUGUGCCAUUUCGAUGCCGAGCAAGCCUUUGUCCAAUCAGAACUGGAUGAGGCUGUAGCGGAGAAGAUCGUUGCCAAGUUCGGUGUGACGACGGACAAAGAGACACCUAUGGUCGUUGGGUUGAAGCUUGAGCAGUACGACGCCGGUGAGCCCGAUGUCGACGAGCCUUUCCGGUCGCUAGUGAGACACUUGAUGUGGCUGGCGAAUCAGACUCGCCCGGAUAUUCUCAACGCGGUGCGUGCCGUUGCGAGGUAUUCGCACGCGCCGAAGCGACUGCACUGGGAGGCGGCUUUGCAUGUUUUGAUGUAUGUUAGAUUCACGAGCGGGUACGGGAUUACUUUUCAGAGGGGCACGGUGGGAGGAGACCACAUGGAACUUUUUGUCGAUUCGGACUUCGCCAACAAGGCAACCGACCGGCGGUCUGUUUCUGGGGCACUAGUGAUGUUCGCUGGUGCGUGUGUGAGAAGAGCGUCACCCUGUCUCUCGACGGAAGCGGAGUACGUGGCGAUGUCUGAUGGGAUGAAGGAGGCUAUUUUUCUGCGGUAUCUGUGGAAAUUUAUCUUUCCGGGCCGUGAUGUGGGGUGCACGCUGGUGUGGGAGGACAACGUAGGCGCUUUUCACUUGGCAAGUAACCCGGCUACUACUCCCAACUCGAAGCACGUCGACAUCCGCCACCACUUCAUCCGUGAGCGUGUAGCACGGGGGGAGUUCAAGGUAGUCCACGUACGGUCGGACCUGCAACGCGCGGAUUUCU